CUCCGAAUACCAAACCACCAACAGCGGCUUUUAUUAGCCUUCAGUCCGCUUUUUGAUUCUUAGUUCCCAAUCACAUUCUCCCAAACCGAUCGUACGCGAAUCAGUCAUCAUGAAUGUCCUUGACAUGAACCAGGAUAUCAAAAGCACUCAUAUUGAAAACUGGGCCAAGUAUUUAGCCACUCACUCUGGUGCCAAAUCGAACAAGCGUCAAAAAGAUUUAUCCAGUGAAGAAAUAUGCCUAAUGUUCUGUGGUUGUCGAAUAUUUGGCCAAGAAAAAGAUAUUAGGAAUUGGAUUGUGACUCAGCAAGUCGAGCAGAAACAUGUCUUUCGCUGUGCGAUCAUUGACGAAGAGGAUCUCUGUGAAUCUGGAGGAGGAAAACAACACCAUGCCACCCAUCAUACCAGAAACCAAUACAAGAAUCUUUCAUCUACCACUUCUGAAUCUCCUUCAGAAGACCAGACUGAAGGGUAUGUAAAAAAGAUGCUCGCGGUUGCCUUCGGAGUUUUGGUGCUUGGAGCAGCUGGAUACUACGCAGGCUAUACUCAAGAAGACAUUUAUUCGGCUGCAUCCACCUCAUACAGCCUUAUCAUCGGCUCUGGCUCCAUUUUCAUGAAGGACCUGGUAUCUAGUAUUUGGUCCAGGAUGUUUCGUGAAGCCAACUCGAACUCGUCAGAUCCAGACCUAGCAGCUUCUAACAUUGCCAGUAUUCCUAUCCCAAAUACCAACGUAAUCAACACAACCGCCAAAUUAGUCGAUGACUACCAGCCCAAUAGAACAGUAUCUUUGGCGGACCAUUUAGCCAGCACUAUUACCAUUGUAAGUAGUCCUCUAGCCACCAUAGGUGGAAACGCUACUACGACUAGUAUUGCUCCUCUUAGUUCAACUCCAGAGCAAGUUGCCAUCUUCAUGAAUCAAGCAUUCAAUACGAGAGAAUAAAAGUGUCUCCCCUUUGUUGUAUGGCUAUUUGUAAGCGCUGGACGAGUAUUAAUUGUGUGGA
This is a messenger RNA of Botrytis cinerea B05.10, 998 nucleotides long. RefSeq lists its product as hypothetical. NCBI's taxonomy places the organism in Eukaryota, Fungi, Ascomycota, Leotiomycetes, Helotiales, Sclerotiniaceae. The record is from RefSeq and is a predicted model, not a curated record. The coding region runs from base 110 to 937 and encodes 275 amino acids. The transcript is spliced from 2 exons.